This is a messenger RNA of Xiphophorus couchianus (Monterrey platyfish), 454 nucleotides long. RefSeq names its product ATP synthase membrane subunit k (gene atp5mk). The record is from RefSeq and is a predicted model, not a curated record. The transcript has 4 exons. Lineage: Eukaryota; Metazoa; Chordata; Actinopteri; Cyprinodontiformes; Poeciliidae. Bases 142 to 318 code for a protein of 58 amino acids. Gene Ontology annotation, cellular component: proton-transporting ATP synthase complex.
ACCAAUAGCCAAUCGCAUCUGGACUGCUAACAGUGGGCGGGACUUCCUGGAAACUUUAGCAUCGCGGCCUCUGUUGAAGGGCACUUGUCUCAUUCAGCUAGCUCAGGGGUCGUGUGUUAAAGGACCAUACGUUUAGCCAGAAUGGCAGGACACGACGCGGGGAGUCAGCACCAGUUCACUGGAAUUGCCAAACACUUCAAUUCAUACACAAUCAUCGGAAGGAGGAACUGUGUUUUGGCCACUUAUGCCAGCCUUGCAACCAUCUUCCUUUUCUUCAAAUUGAAGCCCAAGAAAAAACCUGCUGUCACAGAGAAGUAGUUAUGUUUUCGUUUGAUCUUCAUUUCUAACUGCUUGGAGUGGAGAGAGAGAGAGAGCGAGCAGCUGGACAUGCUUGUAAUAACAUAUGUCUGUUUGGUUUCCUUCUGUAAACAAUAAAGAAAAUGUACGCUCUGGA